Molecule: messenger RNA, 591 nt
Organism: Leishmania major strain Friedlin
Lineage: Eukaryota; Euglenozoa; Kinetoplastea; Trypanosomatida; Trypanosomatidae
Exons: 1
Coding region: 1-591 (196 amino acids)
Source: RefSeq, a predicted model, not a curated record
AUGCCGCAGGCCACCGUUCCACUGCUGGCCAAGAUUUGGUUCCUUGCCGUAGCCCCCGUUGUCAUUUUGGAUGCCAUCUUCGUGCUUACGCGCGCCAAGAGCGUCAACCUGCCGCACCCCCUGGCCGAGGUCGUCCCCUUCAGAUACUGGGCCAUCUACGCCCAGUACGACCGGCGCUACGCUGCGAACGAUGACUCCUUUGUCGUGGUGCAGUCGUGGCUGAACCUGGUGGAGGUGGCGGUGGGGCUCUUUGUGACACUGCUUGCUAUAUGCGAUGCUCAAAACGUCGCCAUCAAACUUGCGAUCGUGGUGUGCCUGAUGACGCUAUACAAGACCGUCUUCUACUGCCUCAUCGAAAUCGCCGAGGGAGGCAAGUACACGCGGCACAACACCGUUCAGGAGAAGCUGACGAUGCUCAUCGCGCCAUUGUCGGUGUGGAUUGUCGUUCCGUCCCUCAUUCUUCGUCAGUGCUUCCGCGCGCUCGCCGUCGCAAGCGUGCCAGGACCCUUCAAACCAAAGGCCGCGGCGUCCCAGCAUCAUCAGCAAAAAUACUUUGGCAACAGCAAUAAUCAGGGCAAGAAGAAGAACUAG